GACAGGAAGACAAGCCACCUCCUCAGGCCCCCACACACAGCUUUGUGGGCAGAAUGUGGCACAGCGAGUCUGUUGUGGAGGCUGAGAAAGGCAGCCUGGAGCCCAGGCCAAGUUCAGCCAUGGCCAGGAAUGAGCCACAGAAGGAAACUAGGGGACAGGCCUCCCCAGCAUCUUGCUCUAAUGUGAUGGUUGUGGACCUUGAUGAAUGCUCCCCAUCUUCCAGGGCCCAAGAGGUCGUGGAGAGAGACUGCUGGGAAGGGCACCAGGAAACCUAAUGUGCAGGUCAAAUACCUAGACAUCAAUAUAGAUCUCGGGAGAUCACGGUCUCCAAGGUCCAGUGAAAGCCCCUCACUGAACACCAAAUCUGCUGCCUCAAAUACAGAAGAUCUACUCUUUGACACACAGUCUCGUAAGCUUGAGUCUCAAGGGUUCACUGACCAGCAGGCUCAGGCUCAAGGCCGAGCUACCAGCGUGCUCCUUCAAGACUGUGCCACUGACACGCUUCUCAAAGACUGUCACUCGAAUAUGCUUCUUGCCGCAAAUAUCUUGGCUUCUCAGGAAUCUCUGUCCUAUUUGCAGAUCUUAUCCAGUGGAGACAAGUGCAAUUCCCAAAAACUCUAUGAUGAUACCUCAAGUGAAGGGAGCAGCCAGGGACAGCAGGUGGACAUGAGGCGACAGCUCAAUUAUAAGAGCCGGGGCAAGAAGUCUGUCCCCAAGGAUGGGAGAGAGAAAUAUACAAGGCCCAAAUUAAGACAGAUUAAAAAAGGGCCAGCAGAACGGAGGGCUUACCAAGCCCAAGGGAUGAGUCAUCCUGGCCAGAAAAAAGAAUCAACGGAGUCCCUGAGAAGCAAGUUUCGGCAGUUAGUCCUAAAGAAGAGACAGGUUCCAUCAGAAAGCCACUUCAAAGAAAGGCUUAAGCUCCUUCUGCCGUGGAUUUUCCCCAGUAAAGGCAGAGAACCAGAAGAGCCCUGCAAAAAGGCAGGCCUGAAACAGCCACUGUCCAGAGCCAAGAAUCAAUCAAGAGCAAAUCGACCACGGACAGCAGGGCUGUUUGAGGCUCAGACUCUCAUGACAGCUGUUGGGCAGAUCCUAAAGGAGAGGAUGGUGUUUCACCAGGGCCCUCACGCCACGGAGUUAAACUGGUUCCAGGCAGAAUUCCAGGACCCCCGAGGUCCACAUUACUGCCACCACAGAAUCCUGUCUUACCAAGAGGAAAGGAGAAUGAGGAGACACACACCCCGUUAUCACCAAGCCACCCCAACGGGCCACAGCUUUUCAAAAAAGAGUAAAUGAACCAGUCCCAGGGACAGCAAGUGGGCCUUCUCACCCAGGGAGCCAGGUUGCUCUCCAGGCAGAGCCUGGCAGCAUGGCUCGCGAGUGGCAUGGGCCCCAGGCCAUUCCCUCCACUGUCCAAGGCACGUCUCCCUCAGAAACGCACCUCUUCUGGUGAAUCCGAGCAUGCUUUUCACAGCAUUCCGGGUAGGAAAACUCUCCUCCAAGAAAAAAAUGCAUGCCAUGUUAGCACAUCCUCUGUGUGCUAAAGGCUUCUUCCUACCAGAAAUUUUGUUUCAUGAAAUAAAUGAUUUUUUUCUCAUAAGAGGCCUGUCGGUGCCUCACUGAGGGAGAUGGAAGGCAUCGGGGUCCACGCUUCCCAGGUGCCUGCUUUGACUUCCAGAUGGGAAGGGGCCGUGGAGGGAGGGUGACCCCAGCAUGGAUACUCACCCUCACCCCAGUUCCCUAACUGCGCCUUCAGUCUCCACAAUACCAGCAUUACAGAAACAAGCAACAGCAUUUAGGACAUGUCACAGUGACCUAAACCUGAAGACCUCCCCCUUCUCAGGAUCUUGCUCAGUUCUAUCCUACUCUGUCUCCACCUGGACGUUGUGCAGCUGGUAGGGGAGGUGUGUUCAGAAGCUGAAACUCCCCUCAGGCUCAGGAGGUGUCAGGGACAAACUCACAUGUCAGAAUAAGGAGGGGAGUCCAGAGGUGGGACAAGCCUCACCCCCGAGUCACAGCGGGGUAGAUGCUGCUGCCCUGAAAGCCCCUUUCUCUCCGAGAUGUGGCUGGGACAAGAUAGGCGAGGUUUGUCAGCCUCCCUCUGCCAUUCUCCUGCUCUGAAGCAGCAGCAAGAACGAGGACCACACACUCCCAGCUCUGAGAGUGUGCAGUGCGGAGCAUGCAAGCCUCUGAGGGCUGGUCCCACCUGGCCCUGGAGGAGAGGACAGCGAUGCUUACAGCGCCCACCUCCCCCAGUGAAUGAGCAUGGUCGUGACUGUGUGGAGGCCCCUCACGGUCUGAGAGCUGGACGCAGCGCCCCUGGGAUGGGAUGCAGAGGAAGGAUGUUAGUGGCAGGGGAGCCCAUAGACGGGGCAGUUACCAAGGAGCAGCGGUCUCCCACCACCAUCCACAGGCCCAGAGGAGAGAAGUGAGGGGCCCG
Odocoileus virginianus texanus is the source of this 2437-nucleotide messenger RNA. NCBI's taxonomy places the organism in Eukaryota, Metazoa, Chordata, Mammalia, Artiodactyla, Cervidae. The record is from RefSeq and is a predicted model, not a curated record.